Loa loa (African eye worm) is the source of this 1718-nucleotide messenger RNA. RefSeq lists its product as hypothetical. NCBI's taxonomy places the organism in Eukaryota, Metazoa, Nematoda, Chromadorea, Rhabditida, Onchocercidae. Gene Ontology annotation, molecular function: protein binding. Gene Ontology annotation, biological process: rRNA processing. The record is from RefSeq and is a predicted model, not a curated record. The transcript has 9 exons. Bases 17 to 1375 code for a protein of 452 amino acids. Gene Ontology annotation, cellular component: nucleus.
GUUUUAGUUGUUAAGAAUGUCACUGAUAGCAGACUUAGUGUGGAUAAAGCGUGGAGUACCUAAAGCUGUACCGGACAAGGUGAAGUUAUCAUCAGAAGAAAUCAGAACUUUAAUUCAAGAAGGCGAACCGGAAACCAGUGAAUUAUCCGAUACGGAUGAUAUAUCUGGUAGAGGAACUGAACGACAAAGAGCUAUUCGUGGUUCAAGUCACGAUGUAGCGGACGAAGAAAUGGAUACUGACAGGUAUAGGUUGGAUCAAUAUGAUGAAGAUGAUGACGAAAGGCCUAAUCCUCUGGCUGGAAUAACGACAUUUGCAUCACCUAUGGAAGACCCACACAUAACGACUUAUGUGAAUAGUGAUGAAGAAGACCAAGAAGAUUUUGAAAUUAAACCGGACGAUAAUCUUGUUGCAGUUGCUAAAGUUUACAAGAAUGAAUAUACUUUGGAAGUGUAUUUAUACAAUGAGGCAGAAAAUGAUUGGUACGUUCACCAUGAUUACAUUUUGGAUGUUCCACCGUUAUGUUUGGAGCCGAUAUAUUUUGACCCAGGAAAUGAAAAUAAAAAAGGCAACCUCGUAGCCAUUGGCGGUAUUGAUUCAUCAAUAAGUAUUUGGGAUUUGGAUUUAGUGAACUCAGUAGAACCGACAGUAAUCCUUGGCAAUGCGAAAACCGCGAAGAGAAAGCGACAAAAGCGUGAUGGCAGUGCACAACAACAUUCUAGUGCUGUACUUUCGUUAGCGUGGAAUCGCUUAACGGAACAUGUUCUGGCAUCUGGAGGCACUGAUAAUUCCGUGAUUUUGUGGGAUCUUGAAGAAACGAAACCUGCAACAAUUGCAACACAUUUCGAUGGAAUGGUGCAAGCCGUGGAAUGGCAUCCAGCGGAAUCGACUCUUCUUUUAACAGGGACUUUAUCAAGUCAAGUUGGAUUAACAGACUGUAGGAAAUUUGACAAUUUAUGCAAACAGUGGGAAGUAAGUGGUGAAGUGGAACGAGUUACAUGGAAUCAUUUCUCUCCAUUUUAUUUCUUUGUCGUCACUGACAACGGCCAUUUCUAUUACAUGGAUACGCGUAAAAAUGAACCAGUUAUAUCGAAAAAAGUACAUGACGGUGGUGCUCGUAGCGUGGUACAAAGUUAUUAUACCAAGGAUCUGUUAUCAACAUGUGGUCAAGAUGGGCUGUUAAAAGUUUGGCGCUUGGGAGAAAAUAGCAGUGAUUUGGAACUUAUUACAGAGCAUAAUAUGAACCUUGGUGGUCUACAUAUAUGUCGUUUUUCACCAGAUUCUGGAAGUGUCCUUGCAGUUGGUGGUGAGAAAGAAGAAAUGGUGAAAAUUGUUGAAGUUAGUAAAUUCGAAGAAGUAAGAACAGCAUUCAAUUGAUGCUUCAAAAACAUCUUUUUGGAACCUUUGUAUUUCUUUUAACAAAUUGAGGCAUUUCCCCUUACACUAAAUGCUUCUAAAUUUGGACGAGGAAGAACUUCUUUUUCAGACGAGGUAAUUACAAAUAAUACUGUACAGAGUAUAACUACUUGUUUGUUUUCCCAUUCCAACUGCUUUACUUUACAACUUUGUUAUUUUUCUUUCUGUUAGAUUUCUGGAUUAGGGAUAUAAAUGAAAUUAUACUCAGUGAUACAAAUGAUGAAAAUUACAUAGUCGGCUGUACUUUUUCGUCGCUUCUUAUCAAUUUCUACUUGUUGAAAUUACUGUUAUCUAACAAACACCC